This is a messenger RNA of Setaria italica (foxtail millet), 2128 nucleotides long. RefSeq lists its product as uncharacterized. The transcript is spliced from 2 exons. Lineage: Eukaryota; Viridiplantae; Streptophyta; Magnoliopsida; Poales; Poaceae. The coding region runs from base 106 to 1995 and encodes 629 amino acids. The record is from RefSeq and is a predicted model, not a curated record.
AGCAAUAACCAUUUGCUAAAUCUUGGUUGGUACCUCUCUGCUAUCUACACUUCUCUAGUUAUUUGUCCAUCAAGAAGUUCUUUCUUUCCGGCACUGAGAGGAAGGAUGGACAGGCUGUUGGUGGACCUUCGUAAUGAAUGGGCUGUGCAAACUCUUGUUCUUUUCAGCUUCACCCUGCAAGUUUUUCUGCUCUUGUUUGCUUCGAUCCGUCGGUACAACGUCAAGAUUUUACCAAGGUUCUUCCUCUGGCUGGCAUACCAGCUGGCCGACUCCACUGCGUUGUUCACCCUGGGCCACAUGGCCAUCAGCAACCGGCCACACGAGGAGCAGCCCCUCAUGGCGUCCUGGGCGCCAUUUCUCCUGGUGCAUCUUGGUGGCCAGGACACCAUCACUGCUUACUCCUUCGAGGACAACAGGCUCUGGUUACGCCACCUGCAGACUCUUGUUGUGCAGGUCUUGGGAUCUGCCUAUGUUCUCUACAAGUAUAUGCCCGGCAGUGAGACCCUGAUGAUGGUGGCCGCCGUGCUCAUUUUCGUGGUGGGCAUUCUCAAGUAUGGGGAGAGGAUAUGGGCUCUCCAGUCUGCCAGCUUCGACAGCAUUUGGAAUUCUUUUGACAGGUCGGAUGCCAGUGUUCGUGAAAGCGAAAGAAAUAGGAUUCUCUCUGAUGUGCUACAGAGAAGAUACAGUCUGGACGAGGAGACAGUUCUGAUGGGAGCCCAUGGCCUCCUCGAUGUUUGCGUGGGGUUAUUCAUCGGUUUGGAGAGAAGGAAGCGUGACUAUGUACGGGAGAUCAUGCGUACCUUGAAUGCGGUUGAUCUUCUGGACAAGUUGAUGGAGAUGGAGCUAUCCCUGAUGUAUGACAUCCUAUACACCAAGGCAACCGUGAUCCACACAUGGUACGGAUGCUGCAUCCGUAUCAUUACGCUGGUUGCCACAGUGACAGCAUUCUUGAUGUUUCUGUUCAGCAGUAAACAUGGGCACAGCCGGAAAGACAUCGCCGUCACCUAUGUCUUGUCGGUUGGGGCCUUACUCUUGGAGAUGGCGUCCACGGUGAGGGCAUUUGGGUCUACCUGGACAUGCGCCAACUUACAUAACAGUAAAUGGCACUGGCUCCACGGGGAGCUUCUAUCUUUCCGUCGCUCUGUCGGGGCAGCCACUACAAGGAACAGACGGUGGUCUGGGUUUGUAUACCAGUACAACUUGUUGGAGUCCUGCGCCCACGACGCACCAAGGGUGCCAACUCUCCUAAGGAUGGCGCGGUUGCUGGGGCAGGCACCGGGACAAAUCGCUGAGAAAUGGUGGGACGAACUGUACCACUCAGGGCCUGCCAAGCUUUCCAACUCUACCAAAGAGUUGGUGCUCAAGCAGAUUUUACGGAUGGGAAAGCGGGGUGAAGAAAUUGGCUCCCUGCCUGGUCUUCUCACACUAAAAGAUGUCAGUCUGGACGACUACGUCGGCUGGAGCAUCCAAGACAUUGGCUUUGAAGACAGCAUCAUGGCCUGGCACCUCGCUAGUGACAUCUGCCUGUUCGCUGACCGCAGUGACCAGACAGAUUUGCAGGAAGCUAUCAAGGUGCUGUCCAACUAUAUGAUGUUUCUCCUUGUUCUUCGCCCCCACAUGCUGCCUGGCCCUGUGCGGCGCAGCCGUUAUGACAAGUUCCACGAGGACCUGCUCAAGUUCAUGGCAAGUAUUUCUGGUCCCUCAGCCAACUCGCCACAAGACCGCCUGGAGUGGUGUCUUAGAAAGGGUUUCCAUGCCCGUAUCAACUCUGAUGUUCCCCAUGCAUAUUUCGACGCUGGAGUAAGACUCGCCGAUGUGCUCUACGACCGACCCAACCGGCUAGAUGUGAUCUUUGGGGUCUGGGUGGAGAUGCUGUGCUAUGUUGCUAACCACUGCAGCAGAGAGUCUCAUGCAAGGCAGCUCAGCAUGGGCGGUGAACUCGUCACAGUCGUCUGGCUUAUGGCAAGGCACGCCAACUUGUCUUUCAUCGUCUGAGACACAUUUGUCGUACAUAGCAAAUAUGUAUCUAACAAUAGUUUGCUCUGGGUACUGUGUGUGUGAUGGUGUUAUCUCAACUAGUACUACAAAAUAAUUAUAGAGCUCCAAGAAUAUAUAUCUAGCAAAGCUC